This is a messenger RNA of Phoenix dactylifera (date palm), 2689 nucleotides long. RefSeq names its product phototropic-responsive NPH3 family protein NPY1-like. The record is from RefSeq and is a predicted model, not a curated record. Gene Ontology annotation, molecular function: protein binding. Lineage: Eukaryota; Viridiplantae; Streptophyta; Magnoliopsida; Arecales; Arecaceae.
GAGAAGUAGGAGCACACUUGUGGGCAGGCGUCUGAACAGCGCCGCACUGCCGAAAGCGACCGCAGGAGGAGCCCUCUCUCCCACCUCCGGGGCGCGCAUCGCCCUCCAAGAUCUUAUUCUUCUUCGAAGGGAGAAGAACGAGGCAGGCAGGCAGCGGCGAAACAAGCAACCAUACUACCAAUAAUUAUUACAGCAAGGGAAGAAAAGAAAAAAGAAGAAGAAAGAAAUAAAAGAAGCGAAAGCGGGGGAGAUAGCGCUAAUCAUAACACGACACUAUACUUUCCGCCCUUCCCGAUACUCCUCCCCUCUUUAUGACGCUCAACCGCUACAACCACGGCGACGGCAGCAUCGUCAUCGUCUCAUAGAGCAGGGGAUUUGAGAGAGAAAGAGAAGCGAGGGGUGGGGGCGGGCCAGCGUACGGACCCGGGAAAGCCGGGAUUUUAGUGGGGAGUAGAGGGCGGGAUGGGGAGGUGGGCUUGAAAGGACGUGAGGUGGGGGAUUGCUGGUGGUAGGGGGUGGCGAUGAAGUUUAUGAAACUGGGAUCGAAGCCGGCGGAUGCGUUCCAGUCCGACGGGAGCGACGUCAGGUAUGUGGUAUCUGAGCUGGCAACAGAUGUCAUUAUACAUGUUGGUGAAGUGAGGUUUUAUUUGCAUAAGUUUCCUCUUCUAUCCAAGAGCAACUGGUUACAAGGAUUGAUACUCAAGGCCAAUGAGGACAACACUGAUGAAGUUUUCGUCCAUGAUUUUCCUGGUGGACCAAAAGCCUUUGAGAUAUGUGCUAAAUUCUGCUACGGCAUGGUUGUGAUUCUCAAUGCCUACAAUGUUGUUGCAGCUAGAUGUGCAGCAGAAUACCUAGAGAUGACUGAGGAUGUUGAAAAAGGUAAUUUAAUAUUUAAAAUAGAGGUUUUCUUGAACUCCAGUGUGUUCCGCAGUUGGAAAGAUUCCAUUAUUGUUCUACAGACCACAAAGUCAUUGUUACCAUGGUCUGAGGAAUUGAAGGUGGUUGGAAGAUGCAUAGAUUCCAUUGCUUCCAAAACAUCUGUAGACCCUGCUAACGUGCACUGGUCAUAUACCUAUAGCAAGAAAUUGGCAGCUUCAGAUGAGAUAGUUGAAUCCCAACAAAGGAUGCGCAUUGUUCCCAAGGAUUGGUGGAUUGAGGAUAUAUGCGAGCUGGAUGUUGAUCUUUACAAGCGAGUGAUGGUUGCUGUGAAGUCUAAAGGGAGAAUGUCUUCUGAUGUGAUAGGAGAGGCCCUCAAGGCUUAUACAGUUAGAUGGUUGCAUGAUUCUUAUGAUGCCUUGGCUACUGAUGACUACACAAGAAGGAACAGGACUCUGGUAGAAACCAUCAUCAGGCUGUUGCCAUCAGAUAGAGGUUCAGGUUGUUCCUGCAGAUUCCUUUUAAAAUUGCUAAAAGUUGUUAUCUUGGUCGGAGCUGGGGAUUUGUUGAAAGAAGACUUGAUGGACCGUAUUAGUCUGCAAUUGCACAAAGCUUCUUGGAAGGACCUGCUGAUUCCAGCAAAAUCAUCAGGUGACACUAUUUAUGAUGUUGAUCUGGUGCAAAGCCUAGUCAGUAGAUUUAUGAUGCGGCUUGGGAACACUCAUGAUACUGAUUUUGUGGAAAAGAGUGAAAAUAGGAUGCAUGAAAUUGAUUUAGAACAUGAAUCUUUGUUGACUGUGGGAAAAAUGAUUGAUUGUUAUCUUGCUGAAAUAGCCAGUGAUCCAAAUCUGCCAAUUUCUACCUUCAUUGAUCUUUCUACAUCAGUUCCAGAGGCAGCCAGACCAAUUCAUGAUGGGCUGUACGCAGCCAUUGAUAUCUAUUUAAAGGAGCAUCCAAGCCUGAGUAAAGCAGAGAAGAAAAGGAUCUGUAGACUGAUCGAUGUCAAGAAGCUCACAGUGGAUGCUUGCAUGCUUGCAGCACAAAAUGAGCGUUUACCUCUUAGAGUGGUGGUUCGGGUCCUCUUCUUUGUGCAGAUGAGGGCAGCGGCCGGGAGGCUGACAGCUCCAACCAAUGACACCUUACAUGGCAGGCCAAAUGAGGAAGAUGAUUGGGAGAGACCAGUGCCAGAGAACCUGAACUCUGUAAAGAGACAGAUAGGGAACUUGAAGAUAAAAGAGGAUGAGCGCCGGAGUAACGAGGGAAAGAAGAGUAAUGGGGAUAACAAGGACAGGGGUGGUGGGUUCUUGCUGCCAUCUCGAUCAAAGAGGAUAUUUGAUAAGUUCUGGGUUGGGAAAGGGCAUGGGGAGAACAAAAGUAGCGAUACAUCUGGGAGUUCUCAAAGCCCUCCCACUUCUGUGAAACCUAUGGAAGCUAAAUCUUCUGGGUCUUCAUCAAGGCACAGGAGGUACUCUGUUUCAUGAGUAUAGUUUUUGGGUGGAAUUUCAUGUCCUUUUGUAUAGAAAAAGGGUAAUGUUUCAGCAGACAGGGCAGUUCCACAUGUUUUAGCAAAUGUUCAAUUUUUUUCUUCUUUCUCAUUCCCUCCGUAAAGAAGGGAGGGGAGGGGAUUUGAGCAGUUAAAAAUGCACACUGCUUUUGUAUUAUUACUCUCCUUUAACUUAGUUUAGUGUUUUUUGAAGUACCAUUGUUAGGUUGCUCAUUCAUAACCAUUCAUAGCACAUGGAGUUGUGUUUAUAGACAUGCUGUGAUUAAAUGGACAAUUUCUGAGAUUGAUUCUGUUUUGGUUAUAAUGAAA